CUUUAAAUUGCAGAUAUAACCUCUCAACAAGGAAGAAAAAACUAUCUUUGUUUCUUCAGUUGAACUUUGAUCAAGAUCAAUCAUACGAAGUUCAAGUGAGGGCAUUGUGUUGAGUACAGCAUCAGCACUGCACUCCUCGAGCGAGCAAGAACCGGUGUUUCCGAAUUUAGAAGGUACUUAUGUGUACCAUAUUCAUGCAGACUACAACCACUUCACUCUGCUACAAACAACAACCGUCCCCCAAACUCGUCUCAACACCAAUUACUAUAUCAGGCAAAGCCUCUUGGUUCGACUAGGGUUUGCACACCAAAGACUAUCUGUCCAUCAUGGCAAAGAUCACGCUUGGGAGAUACAUGUGGGAAAGGAUACAUCAGGUUGGCGUCGAUACGAUUUUCGGUGUUCCUGGAGACUUCAACUUGCAAUUCCUGGAUUCAAUAUUUGAAGUCGAAGGUCUCAAAUGGGUUGGGAACCAGAAUGAGUUGAACGCCGCAUACGCUGCAGAUGGCUAUUCCAGGAUUAAGGGGGUACCUGGUGUCUUCGUGACAACUCACGGUGUCGGAGAACUGAGCGCCCUGAAUGGCGUCGCCGGCGGUAUGUCGGAAAGGGUGAAGAUGAUUCAUGUUGUUGGGCAAACGACAAGAGCUAUGCAGAACAACCAUAUGAUGAUCCAUCAUUCGAUUGGCAAUAAACCUGAUCACCAACAAUACAAUAACGCAUCGAGAGGACUCAGAUUUGCCGCAGCGGAGUUGUGGAAUAUCGAGACUGCUCCUGCGGAGAUUGAUCGAGUGAUACGGGAAUGUUUUAUUCAAUCCGGACCGGUAUACAUCUUCCUUCCGCUAGAUCUCUCUACCGAGGAAGUUUCUGUAGACUUGCUACAAACGCCAAUUAACAUCAAAGCCAAUGUCGACACCACGGCACAAGAAGCUGCGGUCAAGGCCAUCAAAGACGCUCUAGAGUUUUCAAAGAACCCCUCGAUAUUGAUCGACGCACUAGCUCAUCGAUUCAAUGCAGUGCCAGAGACACGUGAGCUAGUCUCGAAACUUCAUGUCCCUUUCUAUUCUGCAAACAUGGGAAAGGGACUGGUUGAUGAGACCGAUGAGAUGUACGUUGGGGUUUACAAUGGUGAGAUUAGUGCGCCUGGGGUAGCAGAGGCUUUUAAAAGCAGUGAUUUAGUGGUAGUGUUGGGGUACUUGCCUGCUGAUACAAAUUCGGGUGGGUUUUCUAGAGAGUUGAAGAAGGAGAGGACGAUUGAGAUUAAUCCGUUCGACGUCGUCGUCAAAGGCCAAACCUUCUCCAACACACACAUCAAGCCCCUUCUCGCCUCCUUAAUCUCAAAUCUGCCUUCUACCCCCUUCCACAACCUCUCCCUGCCGAAGCUCCCACCACCCCGCAAUCCUAUUGACAUCGCCGCAAAACAUAUCACACAAUCUUGGCUGUGGCCCCGGAUAUCCCAAUUCCUGCGUCCAGGUGACAUCCUCAUUGGCGAAACCGGUACGACCGUCUUUGGCCUCUGUGAUAUUCGCUUUCCCCGCAACAUUUGCUUCCAAGCUCAGAUCUACUACGGCAGCAUCGGUUACGCUACUGCCGCAACAUUAGGCGCCGAAAUCGCUCGCGUCGAGCUCGAAUCCGGAAAGCACGCUUUGCUCAACGGCUCAGCGGGGACAAACGGGAUCGUGUCGGAAGGCAGCUCAGGACGAACGAUCCUCAUCACAGGCGACGGCAGCAUGGCCAUGACAAUCCAAGAAAUCGGAACCAUGAUUAAAGCAGGCAUCAACCCCCUCAUCAUCGUCAUCAACAACGCCGGCUAUACAGUCGAGCGCAUGAUAUGGGGUGCACAACAACCCUACAACGACAUUGUACCUACCACAUACUCCCACCUGCUCCCACUCUUCAAACAUCCGCGUCCGGAGAAGAGCUUUCAUCUUGCGAAAACGAAGGUUGAGUUAGAUGCAGUGCUAGAGAAGGGAGAGUUGAAGAGUCCACGGGAUUUACAGUUGGUGGAGAUUGUAGUGGAUAAGAUGGAUACGGCGUGGAGGCUCGGAAGUCAGUUGGCGUGGCGUGGGGAGAAGAGUAGAGAGUAUUUGACGAAUGAGGGGUUUGUGGAUACGUAUGGUGGGUGGGGGUUAGAUGGGGGUAGUAACGGGACGGUGAAGUGGAGUUAGGGUGGUUGGGUGGGAAGGAAUGGGAGACUAGGGAUUUCAUCUGAAAUUGUUGGACGAGCUGAAAAGCAGGAAAGGUAAAUCGUGUGAGUCUGAAGCCGAGGCCGGUCACCCUGUGGCGCUCCACUCAACUGAAUUCAUAUCACAGCACUUCAUUUAUCAUCUCACUGUUAAAUUCUUCAAUUCAGAUCCAAAUACUAGCACUACCAUUAC
Molecule: messenger RNA, 2372 nt
Organism: Lindgomyces ingoldianus
Lineage: Eukaryota; Fungi; Ascomycota; Dothideomycetes; Pleosporales; Lindgomycetaceae
Product: pyruvate decarboxylase
Exons: 8
Coding region: 327-2162 (611 amino acids)
Molecular function (GO): magnesium ion binding; thiamine pyrophosphate binding; carboxy-lyase activity
Source: RefSeq, a predicted model, not a curated record